Ananas comosus (pineapple) is the source of this 1438-nucleotide messenger RNA. Its product is annotated as drebrin-like protein B. Bases 164 to 1129 code for a protein of 321 amino acids. NCBI's taxonomy places the organism in Eukaryota, Viridiplantae, Streptophyta, Magnoliopsida, Poales, Bromeliaceae. The record is from RefSeq and is a predicted model, not a curated record. The transcript is spliced from 7 exons.
UUACCUUGCUCUACAUUAUGUUGCAGCCAAGAAGAAAGGAAGGGGACCUACUACAAAUCCAAAUGCGAAAAAGAGAAAAGAGGGAAAGAAAGGCAAAGUGGAAAUUUCAAAACGCUUGGGUCGAGCUGUGGGCGGUCUUCAGCUGACGGAAUUUAUUACAGAAAUGGGAGUCGUGUUGCGACAAUAUGCACCACUUAAUGUUAACAAAUGGGCUGAAGUACCUAUGCAUUAUAAAGAUAAGAUGUGGGCUGAUUUAAUGGAAAAAUAUGAUGGGCUUGCUGGUUUUAGAGAUGAAGUGAUGUAUAAUUUCAAUCAUAUGUAUAGAGAUUGGAGACAUCGCAAGCAUCUGCAUUAUAAUCAAUUUCUGACAGAUGAAGAUAGGCUUAAAAAUUGUCCAGAUGAUAUAACGGAAUUAGAUUGGGCAUGUUUAGUUGAAUACUUUGGUUCUGAAUCAUUUAAGAGAAUGUCGGCGCGAAAUAAAGCAAAUCGAGCCAAACAAUCAGCUAGCUCAAUCUGUGGAAGAAAAUCAUUCGCUAGUGUUCUAUAUGAUAUGAGGGAUCCAAUAACGGAGGUUGAUCCUGAUUUAACUGAAUACUGGAAGGCUACACAUCAACGAAGAACUGAUAAUACUUGGUGUUCUGAUACGGCUAAAAAUGCUAUGAAACAAUUUGAGGAUGUAAGAAAUUCACAAGAAGAGUUAGGUGAUCCUCCAUUAUCAACGGAAGAACAUUUAACAAAGGCUUUUGGUGCACGCUCGGGAUAUCUUCGUGGUUUAGGAUGUGGACCUAAGCCACUAAGUAGCAAGAAUUUGGAAGCUAAAGCAUCAAAAGAGGCUAUUGAGAGACAAAUAGAAGAAUUGAAGAAUGAGCUGAAGCAAUCAAGAGGGGGGAAUGAAGAGCGAGAAGCACGCCUACAAAAGGAGAAAGAUGAGAGAGAGGAGAGGUUUAAAAAAGAAAUUGAAGAGAUUAAGGCCCACUUCAGUAAAGAUGAGAGAGAGGAGAGGUUUAAAAAACAAAUUGAAGAUAUUAAGGCCCACUUUAAAGCUGAAUUUAAUGAACAAUUAAAGAUAAUUGUUCAAUUAUAUGGAGCACCGACCACAUCAUCCCCUCCUUCCACUCAAAAUCAUUAGUGGAAUUUCUUAAUUGAAGGGCUGAGAUGUCUACAUCAUGAUUUAUAAGAGGUGGUGACGAGAAAUAUUUUGGCAGGUCAUUGGCGAUGUAUUGAAUCAAGUUUAAGAAUUUAGACAUAUUUUGAAAACUUUACAUUUGAUAGCGUGUGGAAAUGACCAAAACACUAUUAUUGUGUUUUGUUUUUGGUUGUGUUGGGUGAUUGUAUUACUUAUAUAUGAUGAUUCAGUCUUACUUAUAUAUGUUGUCCCAAACUUUUAUCUGUUGUGAGAGACAUUUCGAUGCAAAAUGUAGGAUUUCUGCUUGUUGAU